This is a messenger RNA of Oncorhynchus masou masou (cherry salmon), 1452 nucleotides long. Its product is annotated as coronin-7-like. The transcript is spliced from 8 exons. Gene Ontology annotation, molecular function: actin filament binding. NCBI's taxonomy places the organism in Eukaryota, Metazoa, Chordata, Actinopteri, Salmoniformes, Salmonidae. Bases 370 to 1104 code for a protein of 244 amino acids. The record is from RefSeq and is a predicted model, not a curated record. Gene Ontology annotation, biological process: actin filament organization.
AUUUUUUGUUUCAAGAUGUUCGCAAAUUAACUUUCACUCUGUUGAAACAUCUGUACUUGAGAAACUGUGGAAUAUUAUUUAAACAGUUGUAUCCCAUGUAGUCCACUUCUUACUCACGGCAAUUAGGAUUAAACGUUUCAAAACAGAAACAUUUGUAUUUUACCGUGGUCAAUCAUCAUUGAUGUAGCUAAACAGGGGUCUGAGUCGAUCGUCGAUUGAAUCGCUCACACAGUACAGCGAGUUGUGACAGUGCUGAACUCGAGAACUGUCAUCUGGAAAGGAGUGUGCUGCUGAGUGCUCGCUCUUUUCGAAUAGUAUCAACACGACAGAGAUACCCGGAAGGCACGAAAGUUAAUUCAGGGGACUAGAAUGAAUCGUUUCAAGACCUCCAAAUUCAAAAACACCACCCCGAAGAUCGCCAAGAAAGAUGGCUGGAUCAGUAAUGUCCGGGCAGGAUCCUUCACCUCUCAGGGGAACCACAUCAAAUCCAGCACCAGGCUUGUGGCCUUCAACACUGACCAGGCCGGUGGAGGAAUGCUCGGCCUCACCUCUGUGGAACCAGGGUCUGAUGGCAAGUGGACAGUGACUGUGAUCCCAUGUCAUGCUGAUCUGAUAACUGAUUUGGACUUCUCUCCGUUUGAUGAUAAUCUCCUGGCUACCUGUUCUGCAGAUGAAACGGUGAAGCUGUGGCGUGUGUGUGAACCAGAACAAGAGCAGCCCGGGGGGGCGGAGGUGACCCUGUGUCCCGGAGAGGGUCGUCUGGAGCUGGUCGCCUUCCACCCCACCUCCUCUGGCAUGCUGGCUGUGGGUUCCACCAAGACAGCCCAGCUCUGGGACACCAGCCGCCAACAAUCACCGCUAGCAGCUCUGGAGCCGCACGGUGAUCAGCUGCAGAGUCUUAGCUGGAAACAGGACGGCUCCCUGCUGGCUUCCUCCUGCAAGGACAAAAAGCUGCGAGUCUUUGACCCAAGAGCCCAGCUGAAACCUGUUCAGUGUGAAGACUCCAGAGGAACUCAGACCCCUCCAAGAGCCCAUGAAGAGAACACAACUGAGGCCAUCUCGAGAUGUGGUCUGAGUUGUUAUUAUUCUCGCACCACACACUAGAUCAUGGCUUCCCAAACUCGGUCCUGUAGGCUAAGAGAGAUCUUUAAGCUGUUUAUUUGAUUGUGGGGGUUUGAAUGGUGUGAGAAGACCACAACAUAUUUGGUGAGAAUCACUCAAAUCAAUUCUAGCUCUUAUAUAAGGGGCAGUAGCCUGCAUUGGGUGUACAAUUUUCAAUUACAGCAUGAUUUAAUCUGCAGUUAUUCUUCUGCUAUUAAUUCUGUUACCGAUAAUAUUUUCAUGUUUAAUUGUAUCGUCUGAUUACAAUUAUUAUGUCAUGAAUGCAAUCUAUUAGCUUCCAAAAUGUAAGUCCGAUAACAACAUGUUCUGAUUAAAUGGCUUGUCCUGCAA